UCGCAGCUUUAAUCGGAGCGCGGGACGGGACCGAAUAAUUUGUAAUUAAUUAAUCUUUAAUCGCAACUCUGGAUGCACCUGGCGAUGCGGACAUGAUCGCCGUCGCAGAACCGCCGCUGGAGUUUGUGCCGCGCGGCCGUCAGUCGGCCGCGGAGCACCCGGGUCCGCACGACCAGCCGCUGGCGCGCCACCAGCUGCCCACCACGGAGCACCUGCUGCUGCAGCGCAUGCAGAACGUGAACAUCUCGUCGGCCGGCGAGGAUGCCGGUCCGAACGGCGGCCAGGAGUCGUGGACGAUCCGGGAGCUGUACGACGACUACGAGGCGGCCGAGGAGCGGGCUGCCCGGCGGCGCCAGCUGAUCGAGCGGACCAAGCGGUGCGGUCCCAAGGCGGCGGCGGCCACGCAGCUCACCUCGCUGCCCCAGAGUCUGUUGCAUCCGCCGCUGGAGUGGCGCGAGGAGCCCAUGUGCGACUACAUGGUGAACAACGAGGAGGAGCUGUAUGUCCACCGGAACACGGUCGUCUGGACGCAGGGCUUCAAUGACGACAGCGACGAAGGGGUGUAUCGGCGCAUGUGCUUCACCAGCGAUUCGCCGGUGCGCUUCGCCUGCUUCCUUAAUCGCAGCUUUGUCCGCGGACGAUUGGCCCAGCUAAAGGCGGCUGUCCAAUCAGAGGAUGACGGACUCACUGCCAUUUGUGUGAUGGACCAGGACGCUUUGAGGGUCUACUGCAACGAUGGCGAGGACUACCUGGCCAACCUGGACUUCCCCGUCUCGCAGGUAUGGCAGACCAUGCACGGCCUGCUGCUGGAGAAGGACUCCAGCAAUGCUUUGAUAUCACACCUCUCCAUUCCGAUGCCGCGGCUCUUCUCCAUGUCCCAUCCGCUGCACGAAGCCUGUCCAGUCGUCCUGAAGACGGCCACCAGCUCCACGGGCUACAUGACCGAGCCCGAGUACAGUGUGGUCUUCACCACCGACGAUUCGGAUUUGGUGCUGCUGUACGACGCCAAGUUCUUCAAGCACUUUGUGGCCCGCCUGAGGAAGGUCACGCCCGACGAGGUCAACUAUGUGGGACAGCAGCAGGAGCUGGGCCAGACGCUGCUGGGAUCCAGAUCGCAGGCGGGGGGCAAUAGCUUCAGCUCCACCAAGCACACCGGCGCCAUGCCAAAAGCUCCGAAUGCCUCGUUUCUGGGCAGGACUAACACCAUCUCGGGUCUGGGCAAUCUGUCCAAGUUCGGGCUCAGCCAGUCGCAGUCUUUCAGCGGAGUGCUCGGCCAGUCGAAUCGCGCCUCUUUGGGCACGCCACUGAGCCAACUGCAGAGCAGCAUCAGCCAGCAGUCCAUGUCCGUGAAGGAUAUGCGCAAGAUGACGCACGUGAAGCCGGCGAAGCCCAUUGAACCGGAAAUGUGUCUGGAGCACAUAUGGACAGAGAACACCUAUGGAACGCAACGCGAGUUCUGCGAGAUGGCCACCCGAGCAUUUAUCCACACGGAUCUGGUGGGUCAGACGUUUAUGUGCUACCUGCUGGCCCGCUCAUGCCGCCUCCAAAUGGUCCGGCUCACUGGCUACGGGAGCAGCGAGGUGCAGCUCUCGACACUCGCAUCCACGCUGGCCGCCAAGGAUGCCGUGGGCCUCAACAGACUGCACAUGAUUGCGGUCCUCGAUCCGGGCGGCAGUUUGAUCCUAUACACUGGCACUGUGCUCAUUUCCAAGGUGCACAUUACCCCGUUGCUAGCGCCAAGCUCCAUUCCCACACCUUUGGUCACGCCCACGGCUGCUGCGACUCCUCCGCCCACUCCGUCUCUGUUGAAAACCCCAGUGACAGCUGGUUGUGCUGGUGGAAAUCCUGCCAACAGCAGUUCCUUUGUGGAGGUGCGAAGAAGCAGCCUACUGCCCACGAAAGCUCCGGGGGAUUUGGCUGCCUUCGAUGAGGAGCUGCACAUGUUGUCGCCCAUCCAACCGCAGCCGGUUUCUUACACGCAAAGGCAGGCGCAUAAUGUCUGCAAGUCCCUGAGAGAUCCGGCCGGAAAUCGAUUGACUUUGGUCUAUGCCACGGGUAGGAUGCUUAGAAUAGCGCUGCCCCUUUUGAACGAUACACGACUGCUCACCAGAUGUGUGGCCACGUUGCGGCAGAUUCUGAGUCCCGCACAGUUCCUGCAUUUUGUGAUCCGUUGGUACAGCGCCAGAAAUCCGCCGGGAUCCAGGGACUACUCAAUCGAGCAGGAAUGGCUGCUCUUCCGGUGCACUCUGCUCUCCCUAAUGGGUCUGACUGCAGCUCCGGAUGUAGAGACGGGCGAGAGCUACGGCAGAUGUGCCACGCCAUCUCUGCAUACUCAUUUUGGAGGAGUUACUGCCACGGGUUCGGGUGACGGUUCCAAUUGCAGUUCCAAUUCCACGCUGGGCGCCCAGGAUGAGCCGAAAAAACGAAGAAAAUACAAUGACUGCGAGGAUUUCACGGACGAUGACUGGGAGUUCCUGCUGCUCCAGACGACACUGGCUCCCUGUGGAGCGGAUGGGCAUAGCUAUAGCGUGGACAUCAACGCGCCGCUCUUCCAGAUGAUCCCCGCUAUCUUCUUUAGUCUGCAUUUACUGUACGAGGAUCUCAAACUGGACGCUGUCUUCUAUGCAGCGCUCCCAUACCUUGCAACGUUCCUUCACCAACUGGCCAUUGAUAUGCAGCUGGACAGCUAUGUGCUGCACUACAUCCUAGACUUCCCGGAACUUUCCAAUCGCACCGGUAAGCUCUCGCUGCUGGGAUCGGAGCACGGGGCAAUGAUGCUGCACCAGGAGCUUCUGAGGGUUCCGGCCCCCAGCGUAUUUGCCCAACUGGAGCACAUAGUUGUGGGCGAAGAGGAGGUGCUGCCCUACAGCUUCGUGGACUGUGUGAACGAGAGGAGUCGCAAUUUACUGCAACUCGUAUCCCUGGUGGUCCACGGGCAGGAACGUCUCAAGCACUGGUGGCAGCUCCUUGAGAUCCCCGAAGCCGUCCAGGCCAACUAUCCGAGGCGGGUUAAGCGAAGCAUCACGGCGGAUGCACCACGGAGCCACCAAAUGCUAGAGUUGAUCCUGGCCAUGCGAUUGACAAGGCGGGAUAUUGAGAGAUUCCCGGCAGCGGUGCAUCUGAUCGUAGCUGAGGCUUUGGAGGAGGCUCGCCUAUCGCCGCCCAUGGGCUGUAGCAUGGCCACUUAUGAGCUUAUCCUGCGACCGGAACUGGCGGCACACGCCCAGCUGCCGUUCCUGGAAACGAGCAUUGGACAACCGCAUUGCGGCAGAGUCUACAGGGAGGACUCGCUGUCAGCCAGGUGUCCCCCGACCGGAGGGGCAGAGCCUGAGUCUUCGGAGCAAUUGCGGCACGACGACAUGGACAACAUGGACACGAAACUGCUGCGGUUGCGCUUCCCCGACGACAUGCGCGUGGAGGAGGUGCGACGUCUGCUUAACAGCUCGGAGCCAGUGGUCAUCGAAGUGCAGCAGUCGCCGGGAACCAGCGACCAUGAGUUCAUCGAGGAGCAGGAGAAGCAGCUAUUUGCUUUGUGUGCCAGGACGAUGACUUUACCUCUGGGCAGAGGCAUGUUCACCCUGAGAACGAUGAUGCCCAGACCCAGCGAUAGCUUGUCCAUGCCCAAACUGUGCCUGGUGGGCAGGGAGCCGCUGAAGGGGACCACCAUCGAAAUGCAGCAGAUCGAGUUCCCCGCCAACAUGCAGAUGUGGCCUUCGUUCCACAAUGGCGUGGCCACGGGCCUGAAGAUCUCGCCCCAGGCCCAGGACAUAGACUCCACUUGGAUUGUUUACAACAAGCCCAAGGCGCAGGCGAACAAUGCCGUGGAGCACGCCGGCUUCCUCAUGGCGUUGGGCUUGAAUGGCCACCUGAAAACGCUGUCCUUCAUGAGUGUUUACAAGUAUUUGGUUAAGUGCGAUGAGAUGACCAACGUGGGCCUGCUGCUGGGCAUUUCCGCCGCCCAUCGAGGCUCAAUGGAUACGAAAACGACGAAGUUGUUGAGUGUUCACUUGGAGGCACUGCUUCCAGCCACCGCCAUGGAGCUGGAUAUACCGCAAAGCACACAGGUGGCUGCGCUGAUGGGCAUUGGUUUGCUGUAUCAGGGAUCAGCCAAGCGGCACAUAGCCGAGGUGCUGCUGCAGGAGAUCGGCAGACCUCCGGGUCCCGAGAUGGAGAACAGCGUGGAGCGUGAAUCGUAUGCCAUGACAGCUGGCUUGUCGCUCGGAUUGGUCACCCUGGGCCAAGGGGAAUCGCCAGCUGGACUGCGGGAUCUACAACUGCCGGACACUCUGCACUACUACAUGGUGGGCGGAGUCAAGCGACCCAUCAGUGGAUCCCAGAAGGAGAAGUACCGACUGGCCUCCUUCCAAGUUCGCGAGGGCGACAGCGUCAAUAUAGAUGUCACCGCUCCGGGUGCGACACUCGCACUGGGACUCAUGUUCUUCAACUCCGGGAACGCGGCGAUUGCUGAGUGGAUGCAGCCGCCGGAUUCGCGGUAUCUGCUGGACAUGGUGCGGCCGGACUUCCUGCUGCUCCGCACCAUAGCCAGGGGCCUAAUCCUGUGGCAGGACAUCCGACCGGACAACGAGUGGUUCCAGGCGCAGUUUCCGCAGACCCUCCGGGUUCACCUGAGGCUUCCUUCGCGCGAUGACGAGCCGGCUGCCGACGACGGCGAUGUGGACUUCGAGGCCAUCACGCAAGCCUACUGCAAUAUCAUGGCCGGAGCUGCUUUUUGCAUUGGCCUUAAGUACGCGGGCACGGAAGACAUGGUGGCCUUCGCCACGCUGCGGGCAGUGAUCAAGGAGUUUCUGGGCUUCCCCGGCACACCAAUGGGCGAAUGUGCCGGCCGUACUACAGUGGAGAGUUGCCUGAUGGUGUUGCUCAUCUCGAUCUCGCUGGUCUUCGCCGGGUCCGGAAACUGCGAGAUCCUUCGCAUCAUUCGGUAUCUAAGAUCGCGGGUGGGACCGCAGUACCCGCACAUAACCUACGGCUCCCACAUGGCCAUUCACAUGUCGCUGGGCCUGCUAUUCCUGGGAGCUGGUCGCUUCACCAUUGCCAAGACACCAGAAUCGAUUGCAGCGCUGGUCUGCGCCUUCUUCCCCAAGUUUCCCAUACACAGCAACGACAAUCGUUAUCACCUCCAGGCGCUGAGACACCUAUAUGUAUUGGCAGUGGAACCACGCUUGUUCCUUCCACGGGAUAUUGACACCAACCAGCUCUGUCUGGCCAACAUAUCCGUGCUGGAGGUGGGUGCCACCGAGAUGCGCCGCCUGCCCAUCGCUCCCUGCAUCCUGCCCGUGCUGAGCAGUCUGCAACAGGUGGUUGUGGACGACGAGAACUAUUGGCCAGUGUGCUUCGAGCGUUCCCGCAAUUGGCAUCAGUUGGAAAAAGCGCUGGAGAUGAGUGCACCGAUCGAUAUCAAGAAGCGAACGGGCUGCCUCUCCCACUUGGAGGAUCCCGACAGACUGAAGAGCAUGCUGGCGCAGACCUUGACGAUGGAGCAGAGCAUCUGCUGGCAGAUCGAUAUGAACGACCUGCAGCAGUUUGCCAGCGAACGGAUGGUCAAGCCCUUCUUGAGCCGCUGCCUGGCCACCAAGGGCACGGAUUUGAGUUAUCCGGAGCUGGUAAAGCGCCACCAGAUGAUGCUGCUCUUCUACAAUGCCGUGGUCAAGGAUCGGAUGCAUUUGCUACCCGUCUAUCUAACGCUAUACGAUCACGUGACCAAGUCCAUGCUGACCAACAUCGAUGUGUGGCAGCUAAAGCUGAUCGAUGCCUACUUGAGUCGCAACCAGGAGUCGGAGCAUCCGCUUAUCUCCGUGGAGCUCAUCCAGAUGAUGCAGGAGCUCUUCAAACAGGAAAUGGAGGAUUCGACGCGCGAGUUGUGUGUGCCGCUGAGGGAGUUCCUCAGCCGGAAGCGCCUGGAUCCGAGCUAUGUGACAACCGUCAGUGGACCGGAUUUGCAGCGAGCUUUUUGCGUGAUCAACUACUAUAACCUAUUGCCGAAUAUGUUGAAUGGCGUGGAUUUGAGUACAGGCACGGUCAACUACAUGCGCAUACUCUUCGAAUUCCGGCAACUGAAUCUCGGCGCGCAAACCAUCUUCGGUCUGCUGAAGAUCCUUCAGGCACUUUCCACCGAGGUGGUGACCCUGGAUGAGGCAGCCCUUUUGGCGUACACCAUGGCCACCCAAUGAUCCUCGAGCGACCUUUUCUUUUGUUUGGCUUAGAAUAUAUGUUGUGAUAUCUGCUUGGAAUGCGGAUAUGUAUGCGCUCGA
Drosophila rhopaloa is the source of this 6269-nucleotide messenger RNA. RefSeq names its product anaphase-promoting complex subunit 1 (gene shtd). Lineage: Eukaryota; Metazoa; Arthropoda; Insecta; Diptera; Drosophilidae. Gene Ontology annotation, biological process: anaphase-promoting complex-dependent catabolic process; protein K11-linked ubiquitination; metaphase/anaphase transition of mitotic cell cycle. The transcript has 8 exons. The coding region runs from base 93 to 6188 and encodes 2031 amino acids. The record is from RefSeq and is a predicted model, not a curated record. Gene Ontology annotation, molecular function: molecular adaptor activity. Gene Ontology annotation, cellular component: anaphase-promoting complex.